Messenger RNA from Leptidea sinapis, 2287 nucleotides. Its product is annotated as calaxin. Gene Ontology annotation, molecular function: calcium ion binding. The record is from RefSeq and is a predicted model, not a curated record. Lineage: Eukaryota; Metazoa; Arthropoda; Insecta; Lepidoptera; Pieridae. The coding region runs from base 807 to 1607 and encodes 266 amino acids. The transcript has 9 exons.
AACCAUGCGUUACCGAUAUUUCGAGGUUCCUUCAAGAAUCAUGGUUAAUCACCGAGGGACGGACGCGACAGCAAUAAUUUCAAUGUUGUUUUCGUAGGUACUAAGACUACUAAAAUACGAGCUUCAAUUACGUACAGAAGUCAUAUGAAAGUUCGCCAGACCUUGGCAGUGACAGAGGCUCGCGACCUUGUGUAUAUAACGGUAUAUACACAGAGCGCGGCCGCGGCGUCCACUCAAAUUAAACAUGCGAGAGCCCAGAGACAGGAAAGACGCGAAAAUAUAUCAUCAAUAUAUUAUAAAUGUGAUUUUAAAAGAUUGGUCGGAAGAUAGUUGUUUCAAAUUGAAAUAAAGUCGGAGUUAAAAUCACUUAUUAUAUGUCAAAAACUAGGGUGUAAUAAAACCCGUGCUGUGACGAGGAGGACAAAAUAUUACUCACUUAGCCUCAGACAGUUAUAGGAAGCGGUCCACUACUUAUUUUACACAGGAGUGGUGAUUGUACUUGCACCGGGGUCGGGGGCACUCUGACCCGCAGGAUUGGUUGCGCAUGUAAAUAAAUGAUAGUUUGUCUUACAAUUUACAAUGUAGUGUGUAGUAAGGUCGCCAUUUAGUGAGUUGGCGACUCGCGAAUGGCGACCACCUACCGGAUGGCGUAGUGUUGGUAAGCCUCCCACAAGAUGGACCGACGAUCUGGUCAAGAUCCCCGGAGUAGGAUGGAUGAGGGCAGCGCGGGACCCAUCGUCAUGGCGAUCUUUGAGGGAGUUGUCCAGCAGUAGACGUCUUCCGGCUGACAUGAUGACGAAAAUAGAAUGGCAGAAAGACAGAAGCAGAUAAGUAUGGCAGCUAGCGCCAUAGCCAUGCGAGGUGUGAGGCUGUUCCUAAACGCGGGGAGGUCAGCAGCGGAGAAGGGAUCACCUCCCAAACCACGACCUCGCGUCAAGCCGGUCAUACCUGGAACCAAGUUGCUGAAGGAACAAAUGAAUAUACUGCUGAAAGCUACCAGGUUUAACAAGAAUGAGUUGGAGGCAUUAUUUUCAAUGUACCGAAGACUUGUCUCCGCGGCGCAGCUAGCAGCCUCUCCUACUGUUGUUGGUCAACCUGCACCCAAGAUUGAUAGUAUAGACCAGAACACAUUUCGCGACGUGAUGCAUAACACAUUCGAUCUGGUCACAGAAGAAAUAGUUCUCGAUCGUAUCUGGAGCACUUGGGACCGCGGUACCAACUCUGGCGAAGGAUCGCUCAAGUUUGAACCCUGGGCGAAGGGUCUGAGCGUUAUACUGAAGGGUACUCUUGAAGAGAAAAGGACGUUUUGUUUCAGAGUUUAUGAUUUGAAUUCUGAUGGAUUUAUUACUAAGGACGAAAUGUUUAUUUUACUCAAAAACUCACUGUUGAAGCAACCAGGUGACGAAGAUCCCGACGAAGGUGUACGAGACUUAGUCGAGUUGGUUCUUAGGAAAUUGGACGUUGACAAAGAUGGAAAAGUCUCAAUGGAUGACUACAGAGAAGCUGUGAAUCAAGAGCCUCUGCUACUGGAAGCCUUUGGUCAAUGCUUACCAACGAGACGUCAGGCUUUGGCAUUCCUUAAAACAUCAUCCCUAAAAUAUAUCUAAAUACAGUAGCUAAUUUAAUAUAUCAGUGUUUCCAGAGGCAUUGGAAGUUCGCAGACAGACAGACAGCAAAAAUGUUGAUAAGAAAAAUUAUGUUUUUAUCGAUAAUGCUAUAUAUUAAUAGAGAGAAAGACACGAGAAGUACUUAAGGCGACACUAAAUGCCAGCGACCUUGAGCGAUUUGAGUUCUCGCCGCCAUCUAUGUAACAAAGCCAAUAUUUUCAAAAUUCUUGGGUGGAAAACAGUUUAUAUGCUUACAAUCCUCAUUAUUCAUUACUAAUCUGAAUAAAUAUGCCUAAACAAAAAAGUACAAGCUAUAAGAAUAACUUUUCUGAGAGUUGUACUAAAAAAAUGCGUCAUGCCAUGCCAAAAAACUUGUUUAACUGCAAGGAAAAGAAGUAGUUCAAAAUGGCUCUGGAGUAUCUAACCAACAGCAAGCAUAGGCAAACUACAAAUAAGACUUAAGGAUGUGUGUAACAGGAUUAAAUAGUGUUCAUAGCUUGAAAUGGUAUAUUUUCACUAAAAACUUGUCUAAAAACACCUUGUUUGCGUGUUUUCUGCUUACUCUUCGCCUUAACGUAGGGCAUUGAAUAAAAUGUGAGAAUGCGCAUUUGGUAACUUUUAUUAAAUCUAAUUUAAUUAUAAAAGUUUUAAUUUCAUGUAGUCAUAGGAUUGUAAAUAUA